AUGGCGCCAAAGGUAGAAGGGGAGCAGAAGGCGGCGAAGAAGGGACCCAAGAAGGAGCCCGCCGCUAAGAAAGCCGUUCCCGCGGGAAAGAAACCCAUCGGCGAGAAGAAAGAGAAGAAAAAGGCUCGCAAGGCCGUCACGGAAACGUACAAGAUCUACAUCUACAAGGUGCUGAAGCAGGUUCAUCCAGACACGGGAAUUUCUUCCAAGGCCAUGUCGAUCAUGAACUCCUUUAUAAAUGAUAUUUUUGAGAAGCUCGCGACGGAGGCGUCGAAGCUCGCGCGGUACAACAAGAAGCCGACGAUCACGUCUCGCGAGAUUCAGACGGCAGUUCGGCUGACGCUGCCUGGAGAGCUGGCGAAGCACGCUCCCUACCUGCGCUUUCCCCCUCCCUCCUUGGUCCUCCCCUUUCCUCUUUUCCCUCCUCCCUCACUCCCUCCCCCUUCACUUCCCCCUCCCGCCUGA
This is a messenger RNA of Closterium sp. NIES-65, 465 nucleotides long. The record is from the annotation of a GenBank genome assembly. Lineage: Eukaryota; Viridiplantae; Streptophyta; Zygnematophyceae; Desmidiales; Closteriaceae.